Molecule: messenger RNA, 882 nt
Organism: Symbiodinium pilosum
Lineage: Eukaryota; Dinophyceae; Suessiales; Symbiodiniaceae
Source: the annotation of a GenBank genome assembly
AUGCUAUUGCGGCCUCUAGACUCAAUGAGAGAGUGCAAGCUGAAGGUCUGGCUCGUGAUCGACACCUGUCGUGAGAAUCGUGGAAUCACGACAUGGACAAAUAACGAGGAAAAAGAGCCGAAACGCUCGCGAUGGCACUCCCCUACAGAUUUUCAGAUCUUGCUGGCAUGUGAUAGGGGUCGGCUGGCUCGUGAUCAGCCAUCUCUAGCAGAUGCUCUGAUACAUGCUAUGCAGGACAGCAGCAAGGACUUGGAGGCCGUGUGCAAGGAGGCACAGGCAGAAGUGGACAUGUUCAGCAGCGGGUCUUUCGUAUACAACAUCAUCAACACAUGUUUGUUAGCAUCUGCAAUGUCUGUUUUCUUUCAGCUGCUUGCCUCGCAGCCAUUGCAGGGCACGCUGCAGCGAGAGUGGGACUGUUUUGGACGUGCGUUCAAUCUGUUGGCAUGGUACUUCCUGCGCAGCUUUCUACCGACAGCAUUUCUGGGAGAGCUGUUCGUCAUGGUCUUCGCCAGGUCGACAGAAUCCACUGAAGAGUUUGUAGAGCAAGAAAACAAGUUUUACCUGGUGUUUCUGAUCCUUGGAGUCCUACUUGCCUGGCUUGGUUUGAAGGUUUCUGCAACUUCGCGCGUGCGAGAUGGCAGUAGAGAGCAUACCAAGCUCCGUAGAAUUGUCUUCCAGCUGUUCAUUGUCAAGCUUGUUUGGUUUCUGUGUAGGGGUUCGCAUUGGGCGUUGAUGUGCUCUCAGCUCCGCCUACUUGCAAGUAAAUACAACUUUUUCAUGGUUGUGAUGGAGCGCCUCUGUGCUUUGCAGACCAUGCUGUUACUGAAGGAAUUCAGCCUUAGGCCUUUGCAUGGCAUGGUCGCCUCGCCGAGUAGACAUUAG